AUGCUUACCAAAAAUAGAAAAGUGUACAUUCAUAACCCAUAUGAAAUACCUAAUUAUGAUGCAAUAAACUUAAAUAAGGAGCAAUACAACUUAUUUAAGAAACAAUAUGAAAUCAAUCAAAAUCAGAAAUAUCUAAUAGAAGUCACGUGUGAUGGCACUUGGCAGGGAAUCCAAGAAGCCAUCACUCGAACAGAAAGUAAUAUAGUGCAAACAUUUAUGACGUACCAAGAAACAAACUUGUAUGCCAAAAAUGAGAUGAUGAAAAAUUGGGUAACCCUAAAGGAAGGAAUACCAAACAUAGAAAAUGACGAGCUUAUACAAGCUAAGCUGUUACUAUUGCAAAAGAUCAAAAGAAUUAUUGAAGAAAUACAGCACGCACAUACAAUAGGAAGCAAAGUAUACGUAUUGCAUAUAGGAUCGAAAUCCUACAGAGAUUUAAAACCGGUACCAGAAGAAGAACAAAUUAAAGAUAAUUUGGAAGCUAUACUGAGUCAAACCAAAAACACUGAUAUCAUGAUCUUAUUAGAAAACUCAGCAGCUAACAAAUGUCAUGGAGUGCAAAUAGAAAAUCUCUUAAAGAUUAAGAGAAAAUGUGUAAAACUAUGCUUUGAUAUGCAACACUAUUUUGCAGCAGGAAGCGGUAGAUAUCCUGAUAACUACAAACAAGUCAUAGAUAAAUAUGAGGAUGAAAUACAUCUCUUACACAUUAAUAAUGUAAUGAAAGAAAGAAAAAUUAAACAGAAAGACAGAUUUGUAAAGAAAAUUAAAGCAACAAUAUUUGGCUCUGGACAAGAUGUCCAUGCACUAUUACUACAAGGACAAUUAUCUUAA
Racocetra persica is the source of this 831-nucleotide messenger RNA. The record is from the annotation of a GenBank genome assembly. NCBI's taxonomy places the organism in Eukaryota, Fungi, Glomeromycota, Glomeromycetes, Diversisporales, Gigasporaceae.